CGCGUCGUCAUUUUGCAUCUUCUCGUCGCAUUGCACUAGUACCCCGCCGGGCUUCACCCAUCUGCUGCUCUCCCACUACACAUAACUAUCUCUUGCGUCGAGGCCGCCUUGCCCGCACCCACUGCCAUCAUGUCCUUCUCUGGCUUAUCCUUCAUCUUUUGGCGCAUCUUCCAGUUCGUCACCCUCGUACCGACGCUGGGUAUGCUGGCCUGGUUCGUCGAUUGGUACAACUCGCGCCGGCUCCUUACUCCAACAUCCAUUCUUGUUCUCUUCAUCGUCUCGGUACUCGGUGCAGCAUGGGUCAUGGCCACUCUCUUUCUCUACACACGCGCCAGGCACUCUGCUAAAUUCGUUGCCUUUAUCGACCUCUUGUUCGUCGGCGCCUUUAUUGGUGCCGUCUAUGCGCUCCGGGGCAUCGCUGAUGCAGACUGCUCCAGCAUCAACCGCCGAGGAUAUUACAGCGCCGAUCUGGGACUGUUCACCAUUUCUGGCAACACCUGGGGUUUGGACGUGGACCGUUCCUGUGCUAUGCUCAAGGCGUCGUGGGCAUUCGGAAUCAUGAACAUCAUUUUCUUCUUCAUCACGUCAAUCCUGGCUCUGCUCGUUAGCCGUCAUCACCGUGAAGACCGUGUCAUCGUUAAGCGCGAAGUUCACCGAUCUCGUCACGGCCACCGCUCUCGUAGCCCCCGCUACUCCUCCACCCGCAGCCGCAGCCGCAGCCGACGCAGCUAUGUUGUAUAAGCGCAUGCUGUUACGAGUAUGAAACGUUUGCAUUAAUCAGAAUAUUAUGAAUUUAAGGAUUCGGAACCCACGAGGGUUUGGGAACAUGUGGCAGACGAAUGUGAUUAUAUUACGAAUUUCCUUGGAAAUGCCGCCAUUUCACCAAUGUCUGCAGGUAUUGGAACAGAAGUGGAAUGAAUUGGUACGAUUACAACGAUUGUAUGAGGAUAUCCCCUAUUGUCGAGGUUUAACAUUGUUUGUUUAUUGUAGAUAGCCGCAUAAUCUCGAAUAUGAUUUCAAACU
Bipolaris maydis ATCC 48331 is the source of this 1023-nucleotide messenger RNA. RefSeq lists its product as uncharacterized. Lineage: Eukaryota; Fungi; Ascomycota; Dothideomycetes; Pleosporales; Pleosporaceae. The record is from RefSeq and is a predicted model, not a curated record.